Symbiodinium sp. CCMP2592 is the source of this 4242-nucleotide messenger RNA. The record is from the annotation of a GenBank genome assembly. Lineage: Eukaryota; Dinophyceae; Suessiales; Symbiodiniaceae.
AUGGCGGAGACUUUCGCAUUCAAUGCAGACAUCCAACAGCUGAUGAGCUUGAUCAUCAAUACCUUCUACUCCAACAAGGAGAUCUUCCUGCGAGAGCUCAUCUCCAAUGCCUCGGAUGCUCUGGACAAGAUUCGCUACGAAUCGAUCACGGAUCCAGACAAGAUCGAGGCGCAGCCCAACUUCUUCAUCAAAAUCAUCCCGGACAAGACCAAUUCGACUUUGACCAUCGAAGACUCCGGCAUCGGCAUGACCAAGAACGAACUGAUCAACAACCUCGGGACCAUCGCCAAGUCUGGCACCAAAGCCUUCAUGGAGGCCAUGGCGGCCGGCGGCGACAUCUCCAUGAUUGGCCAGUUCGGCGUCGGCUUCUACAGCGCAUACCUCGUCUCGGACAAGGUCCGCGUCGUCAGCAAGCACAACGACGACGAGCAGUACAUCUGGGAGAGCGGCGCCGGCGGAUCCUUCACCGUGCAGAAGGACACCGAGCUGGUGCACGGCGAGAUCAAGCGAGGUACGAAGAUUAUCUGCUACCUCAAGGAAGACCAGUCCGAGUUCCUGGAGGAGCGACGCUUGAAGGACUUGGUGAAGAAGCACUCCGAGUUCAUCGGCUUCCCCAUCGAGCUGUACGUGGAGAAGUCCAAGGAGAAGGAGGUGACUGACUCCGAGGAGGAAGAGGAGGAGAAGAAGGACGAGAAAGAGGGUGACGAGCCCAAGAUCGAGGAAGUGGAUGAGGAGAAGGAGAAAGAGGAGAAGAAAAAGAAGACCAAGAAGGUGAAGGAGGUCUCGCACGAGUGGGAGCAGCUGAACAAGAACAAGCCUCUCUGGAUGCGCAAGUCCGAAGACGUCACCAACGAGGAGUAUGCUUCCUUCUACAAGUCGCUGUCCAACGACUGGGAGGACCACCUCGCGGUGAAGCACUUCAGCGUCGAGGGCCAGCUGGAGUUCCGUGCGCUGCUCUUCGUUCCCCGCCGGGCGCCCUUUGACCUCUUCGAGAGCAAGAAGAAGCGCAACAACAUCAAGCUGUAUGUGCGUCGUGUCUUCAUCAUGGACGACUGCGAGGAGCUGAUGCCAGAGUGGCUGAACUUCGUGAAGGGCGUGGUGGACUCGGAGGACCUGCCUCUGAACAUCUCCCGCGAGACCCUGCAGCAGAACAAGAUCUUGCGAGUCAUCAAGAAGAAUCUUGUGAAGAAGUGCCUCGAGAUGUUCGCAGAGAUCGCUGAGAAGAAGGACGACUACAAGAAGUUCUACGAGCAGUUCGGCAAGUGCCUGAAGCUGGGCGUCCAUGAGGACUCCACGAACCGCACCAAGUUGGCGGAGCUCCUCCGGUACCACACCUCCAAGUCUGGAGACGAGCAGAUCAGCCUGAAGGAGUACGUCGACCGCAUGAAGGAGGGACAGAACGACAUCUAUUACAUCACAGGUGAGAGCAUCGCGUCGGUAUCUUCCUCUCCUUUCCUGGAGACCCUGCGAAAGAAGGGCAUCGAGGUGCUUUACAUGAUCGACCCCGUCGACGAGUACUCUGUGCAGCAGCUGAAGGAGUUCGAUGGCAAGAAGCUGAAAUCCACCACGAAAGAGGGUCUGGACAUCGAGGACGAGGACGAGAAGAAGAAGCUGGAGGAGAUGAAGGCCGAGUUUGAGCCUCUCACCAAGCUGAUGAAGGAAGUCCUCGGAGACAAGGUGGAGAAGGUCAUCGUUAGCUCUAGGAUGGCCGACUCCCCUUGCGUGCUGACCACCUCCGAGUACGGCUGGUCUGCCAACAUGGAGCGCAUCAUGAAGGCCCAGGCGCUGCGCGACAACUCCAUGACUUCCUACAUGGUCUCCAAGAAGACCAUGGAGGUGAACCCGAAGCACUCCAUCAUGUCGGAGCUGAAGAAGAAGGCCGCUGCCGACAAGUCUGACAAGACGGUGAAGGACCUGAUCUGGCUUCUCUUCGACACCUCCCUGCUCACCUCAGGCUUCAACCUGGACGAGCCCACCCAGUUCGCUGGCCGCAUCCACCGCAUGAUCAAGCUCGGCCUGAGCAUCGACGAUGACGAUGAGGGCCUGGGCGAUGACGAUGACCUGCCCCCGCUUGAGGAAGUCGAGGGCGCGGCCGACGAGGCCUCCAAGAUGGAGGAGGCAGAGUCUGGCGAGAAACCUGAUUCAGAGGAUCGACUGCGAAGAGAAAGCUUGAUCAUCAAUACCUUCUACUCCAACAAGGAGAUCUUCCUGCGAGAGCUCAUUUCGAAUGCCUCGGAUGCUCUGGACAAGAUUCGCUACGAAUCGAUCACGGAUCCAGACAAGAUCGAGGCUCAGCCCAACUUCUUCAUCAAAAUCAUCCCGGACAAGACCAAUUCGACUUUGACCAUCGAAGACUCCGGCAUCGGCAUGACCAAGAACGAACUGAUCAACAACCUCGGGACCAUCGCCAAGUCUGGCACCAAAGCCUUCAUGGAGGCCAUGGCGGCCGGCGGCGACAUCUCCAUGAUUGGCCAGUUCGGCGUCGGCUUCUACAGCGCAUACCUCGUCUCGGACAAGGUCCGCGUCGUCAGCAAGCACAACGACGACGAGCAGUACAUCUGGGAGAGCGGCGCCGGCGGAUCCUUCACCGUGCAGAAGGACACCGAGCUGGUGCACGGCGAGAUCAAGCGAGGUACGAAGAUUAUCUGCUACCUCAAGGAAGACCAGUCCGAGUUCCUGGAGGAGCGACGCUUGAAGGACUUGGUGAAGAAGCACUCCGAGUUCAUCGGCUUCCCCAUCGAGCUGUACGUGGAGAAGUCCAAGGAGAAGGAGGUGACUGACUCCGAGGAGGAAGAGGAGGAGAAGAAGGACGAGAAAGAGGGUGACGAGCCCAAGAUCGAGGAAGUGGAUGAGGAGAAGGAGAAAGAGGAGAAGAAAAAGAAGACCAAGAAGGUGAAGGAGGUCUCGCACGAGUGGGAGCAGCUGAACAAGAACAAGCCUCUCUGGAUGCGCAAGUCCGAAGACGUCACCAAUGAGGAGUAUGCUUCCUUCUACAAGUCGCUGUCCAACGACUGGGAGGACCACCUCGCGGUGAAGCACUUCAGCGUCGAGGGCCAGCUGGAGUUCCGUGCGCUGCUCUUCGUUCCCCGCCGGGCGCCCUUUGACCUCUUCGAGAGCAAGAAGAAGCGCAACAACAUCAAGCUGUAUGUGCGUCGUGUCUUCAUCAUGGACGACUGCGAGGAGCUGAUGCCAGAGUGGCUGAACUUCGUGAAGGGCGUGGUGGACUCGGAGGACCUGCCUCUGAACAUCUCCCGCGAGACCCUGCAGCAGAACAAGAUCUUGCGAGUCAUCAAGAAGAAUCUUGUGAAGAAGUGCCUCGAGAUGUUCGCAGAGAUCGCUGAGAAGAAGGACGACUACAAGAAGUUCUACGAGCAGUUCGGCAAGUGCCUGAAGCUGGGCGUCCAUGAGGACUCCACCAACCGCACGAAGGUGGGAUACAUAUUUGCAUUGAACUGGUUUCUUGAGUGUGUUCGCUUCCGGAAGGAGUACGUCGACCGCAUGAAGGAGGGACAGAACGACAUCUAUUACAUCACAGGUGAGAGCAUCGCGGCGGUAUCUUCCUCUCCUUUCCUGGAGACCCUGCGAAAGAAGGGCAUCGAGGUGCUUUACAUGAUCGACCCCGUCGACGAGUACUCUGUGCAGCAGCUGAAGGAGUUCGAUGGCAAGAAGCUGAAAUCCACCACGAAAGAGGGUCUGGACAUCGAGGACGAGGACGAGAAGAAGAAGCUGGAGGAGAUGAAGGCCGAGUUUGAGCCUCUCACCAAGCUGAUGAAGGAAGUCCUCGGAGACAAGGUGGAGAAGGUCAUCGUUAGCUCUAGGAUGGCCGACUCCCCCUGCGUCCUGACCACCUCCGAGUACGGCUGGUCUGCCAACAUGGAGCGCAUCAUGAAGGCCCAGGCGCUGCGCGACAACUCCAUGACUUCCUACAUGGUCUCCAAGAAGACCAUGGAGGUGAACCCGAAGCACUCCAUCAUGUCGGAGCUGAAGAAGAAGGCCGCUGCCGACAAGUCUGACAAGACGGUGAAGGACCUGAUCUGGCUUCUCUUCGACACCUCCCUGCUCACCUCAGGCUUCAACCUGGACGAGCCCACCCAGUUCGCUGGCCGCAUCCACCGCAUGAUCAAGCUCGGCCUGAGCAUCGACGAUGACGAUGAGGGCCUGGGCGAUGACGAUGACCUGCCCCCGCUUGAGGAAGUCGAGGGCGCGGCCGACGAGGCCUCCAAGAUGGAGGAGGUCGACUAG